UGGGCUGCUGCGAGUUGAGGCUGGCAGCGGCGGCAGCUGGAUCCAGCCCUCAGCCCUCCCCCUUCCCAGCCAUGGAGACUUUGCUCCUGACCCUCCCACGCUGCCUCCUCCGGCCGCACUGCCCUGCCAGGGGCUGCCGGUGGCUCGGCCUGCUCCUUGCCCUCCUCGUGGCUGUGCCCAGCUGCGCAGGAGGCGACGGGACAGGGGCCAGCGUGGCCCAGCGGGCACCGUGCCUGCAGGAAGAGAGCUUAGUGCUGCAGGGGGAAGGCCCCGGGGCGCCCAGGCUCAGCAGCUGCAUGCUGCAGUGCGCGGCUAGAGCCAUGCUGGAGAUGGCGGGCGCCCAGAGCACCCUCUCGCUGAAGCUCAACGAAGGCAGAGAAGGUGAAGAACACGAGUUCUGCUGGAUGCUGCACCUCCGCUGCGAGAAGGGCGAGAGGCUCACCAAGGCCUUUGUCCUGCUGAACCUGGAGCAGCCUCUGGAGCAGGGGGAGCAGCAGCUGCCGCCACCACCACCUCCCUACAGGCUGCUCCUCACGGCUCCUCCCUCCUUACGCCAGCAAGUGCGGGCCUGCCAGGGGAGCCGGGCGACAGGGCUGCUGCGUGGGGAAGCCUGUGGCAUCCGCUUUGACGUGACCAAGCCCUUCCGCAGUGCUGAGGGAGGCCGGGGCGCCCAGAUGUGUGUCAAGGCCAUCUGUCCUGAGAGAGACGUCUGUGGGGCCUUGAGGCUGGCCCUGCGGUGUCCACCUUUUUUGGCCACAUUGUGGCACAGUCUGCCCCUGCCUGAUGGCUAGCCAAGGGGAAGGUGGAGGGGGCCGUUCCUCACGGCACCAAGGAACUACUGAGAGCAGAGCGUGGGGGAGAAGGGCACUGAUCCCCACUCCCUCCAGUUCAGCUGCUGGCCCAUUGCCAAUAUCAGAGUAGUAUUGACUUGCAUUUGUAGGGAACACUGUCCACAUUCUGUCAGUCAUUGCUCUGCAGUCUUCUUGAUCUACCUGUUCCUACCCUUACCAAACUGCUAUGCCCUGCCCACCCUCUUCUGUGUCUCCAUUCAUUCCUUCAUUUUCUCUUAGGCUUUUUCUUGGUACACUUUUGGGAAUACUAUGGUUUUUGUCAGGGACUUUUUACUCCUGGCUUGCUGGGAGGUGUGGCGGGGAAGCUUUGAGGUGCUGCUAAGAGUCACAUGUCAGGGUUUCAAAAUAAACCAGCUAAGCCUA
Messenger RNA from Hemicordylus capensis (graceful crag lizard), 1214 nucleotides. RefSeq lists its product as uncharacterized. Lineage: Eukaryota; Metazoa; Chordata; Lepidosauria; Squamata; Cordylidae. The record is from RefSeq and is a predicted model, not a curated record. Bases 72 to 791 code for a protein of 239 amino acids. The transcript is spliced from 2 exons.